Pneumocystis carinii B80 is the source of this 938-nucleotide messenger RNA. RefSeq lists its product as hypothetical. Bases 12 to 938 code for a protein of 308 amino acids. The record is from RefSeq and is a predicted model, not a curated record. The transcript is spliced from 3 exons. NCBI's taxonomy places the organism in Eukaryota, Fungi, Ascomycota, Pneumocystomycetes, Pneumocystales, Pneumocystaceae. Gene Ontology annotation, molecular function: ubiquitin protein ligase activity. Gene Ontology annotation, cellular component: nucleus.
AUGAACGUUCUAUGUUAGAUUAUGGAACUAAAAAGCAAAGACUUGAGAGUGAUUCAUUUCGUUUAUUUGAUGCAUGCCACUUAUGUCUUUCUCAAACUCGUGAUACAGUUUCCUGUGAAGAAAAUGGAGAUAUUUUUUGCAAAGUAUGUAUUAUGGAGAAUCUUUUAACACAACGCAAAGAGAUAAAAAAGAUGGAGGAAGAAAUAGAGAAAAAGAAGCGUCAGGAUGAAAUAGAAGAGAAAAGAAUUGAAGAGAUUGUUAAGAUGCGUACUAUUAAAGAAUUUGAAGUAUUGCAAAUGGGAUUUAAUACACGUUAUAAUGAUAAUAAACAUGAUGAUGAUGAUGUUUUACAAAAAAAAGAAGUUAAAGAUGUAUUUAAACUUGACAAAAAAGAGCUUCUAAUGAUUGCGAAAAACGAUAGAGAUCGAGAAAAAUUAAAAUAUAUUAAAGAACAUGAAAUAGAAUCAAAGCCAAAAGCAGGAUCAUUCUGGAUUCCUUCUUCGACACCUUCAGCGAAUAAUAAGGAUAUUUUAAAAAAGCAAAAACGUGUACCUAUUUGUCCCGCAUCGAAUUCAGGCAACCCUCAUAAAAUAUCACUUAAGUCUUUAAUUUCGGUUAAUUUUACUGAGAAGAAAUCAACAGAAAGUAAAGAAACCCUCAGAAUUUGUCCUUCUUGUAAAAAAAAACUCUCUAAUAUAUCUGGCGCUUAUAUUAUGAAAUUAUGUGGUCAUGUUAUAUGUACUAUUUGUUUAGAUCAAUUUGUUCGUGAAUCCGGAGUUUGCUAUGUAUGUGAAUCUAGUUUAUAUGUACAAAAUAAUGGUACUAUGAAAAAUGAGUCUAAACUUUUGAUUCUGCAGCUUUCUAGUGAAGGGACUGGUUUUAGUGCUAAGAAAGAUGCGAUUGCCAAAAAAGUUGAUGUAGCUUUCCAAGGAAGCUAA